GUCAAAAAGUAAAAUGGACGCACGGUGCUCAUUACGCUCGUUAUUUCAAUGCAAUUAAAUUGUUUUUUUUAUUAUUUUCUUCGUUAACUCUGCAUAAUGAGUUUACAAUAAUGUGAUUGUUAAAGGUUUCCCAAGUCGAUUAAAUUUACAAAUUCUUCACGAAUUUUCCUUUAAAUAAUCAAGUUUCAUUAGUGUGUCAUGAUGUAAGCUCAUGUUUAGGAAGUGAAUUCACAAUUAUGAGUACGACCAUAAACGGCUACAUGGAUACAACAAACGCCCCAGUGCCCCCAGGUGGGCAGCAAAAUGGAGGAAACACUACUAAAAGUAGUGUGGAUAAAGGGAAAGAAUGGCAAAUGGAAUUAUUAAUGGAAAAAUUGCGUUCUAAGGCAACUAGCUUUAAAUCACUUGUUGAAACAGCAAAAAGCUUACGAAGUACUAUCUUGGAAAAAAGAUUUGUCGUAGAUAGUGUUGAAAAAUUGCAACUACAAAAAUGUCUAGACAGUUUACAACAUUCCAUAAAAGUAACUUCCUUUCAAUCCAUGGUAGAGCGUUUAGAAAGUCUCACAAGACAAUUAGGUUUAAAGUUUAUGAUGUCUGGACCACAGGGAAAUGAAUUAUUUAUAUCCUCGGACAUGUUUUUCCUAGAAGUUAUUCUCGAACCUUCAGGUGCUGUUAAAAAUGUAAAAAUUCAUCAUGAAGGAAAAAAUGAGCAGCAGAAUUGUGAAGAGCUCGUUGCAUGCUUAUCAAAAGGUGAUUUUGUCGAUUUUACAACGCAAUUAGAAGGACUUGUCUCAAUUUAUCAAUUAAAUGCCGAUAAAAAAGUGAAAUGUAAAGCGUUCAGCGCUCUUCAAUCACUUGAAGCUGACUUGGGAGUUCUUGCACAAUUGCAAACUUUCAUUAAAGAACCAUUUAAUCUUGUACACAAAAGUCCUGUUGGAAUUUUGGAGAGAAGAAAAGGUGGUCAUGCUAUGAAAUUAACAUAUUUCGUGUCGCCUUAUGAUUUAAUUGACCAAGAAAAUCGAAGUUCCGAAUUAUUGAGCAUAGACAGCGUAAUUUCCAAGAAGAUUGGUCAUUCUGUCACUGUUUGUUUGGAGGGUUCUACGGCUCAUAAAUUACCCACAUCAAGUAUCAUUACAGUCAGUAGAAGCUCAAGUGGAAAAAGUACACCAUCAUAUGCUAUUUUAACAAGUGCAAAUUCAGCGAUACUUCCAGCGUGUUUUGUUCUGAAAUUAGCUAAAAAAAUGCCAAUGUGUUUGGAAUUAUUACAUAAGAUUCAAAAAGUAACAGAACUUGAAUGUGGAGAUGUUUCGGCUUGUCAUCCUCUAUUGAGUAUGAUUGUACAACACACGAGUAAUGGUCAAUUGGACUGUCAAAAUAAUCGCGGCUUAUAUGUGUCGUUACCAGACCAACAUCAUUGCUAUUUUAUGACCGAGAACAAAGAUAUGGAAGGUGUAUUAGUUGGUAGUAUUCCAUUUACGCAUCCAGCUCAUGUACCACAAAUUCUUGUCUAUUUACGUCAACAGGCAUUGUUCAAUACUCUUAUUUCGAGUUGCGUGAGAUCUGUGGCACGUCAGGAUCCCGAACACACAACAAUUUUCGAAGUGAGCGCUCUUUCUUGGCAAUCGAUAUCCGUAAGUUUGGAGCAUCCUUUUGAAGAGACAAUGGCAACUGCUUUAUUAGAUUUAACAGAUAUAUCCGCUCUCAAAUGCAAACUCUAUGGAGUGAGUCUUGGAAACACCGAACAAACAUCCGAAGUGACAGGAAAAGUUUUACAACGAUGUCUCAGCAUUCCAUUGACAAUGAGAACUCUCAUUAAAAUUUGGGAAGGUCGAAGUUCGAUAGGUACCAAUAUAACAGGCGGUGGUAACGGAAAUUUUAAUAUGAAUCUCGGUGGUCCAGGUCGAGAUCAAAAUGGUCACAAUGGCCCCGGGAUACCAGAUUUCGGAAGUGAUGAUGUGCAAAUUAAACAGGAAUCGGGAACAACGAAUGGAUCGGGAACAAUUGGAAGACAACAAAUGUCACAACAACAACAAUCGCAACAAAAUCAACAACAACAACAGCAGCAGUCUUUUUUAGAUGCCGGAACGGAGAGUAGUAUCGGAUUUCCGUCUUUUUCCGGCCAGUCCGAUACAACAACUACUGCAAUGUUAAAUCCACUACAAUUGGGCGCGCUUCUAGGUCAAGCGAAAAUGUCAACUUCCUCGAAUUCUUCAAGUGAACGAUCAAAAAAGUCUCGUAAAAGAAAAACUGCCGAUGGUUCAUGGAGAAGUCCAAAAAGAAAAGCCGAAGAUACUGGUGAAAUAUUAGUUGAAAGUUCAAGUUCCGAUUCAACUCCACUUGGCACACCGACAAGCAGUCGAGACUAUACAAAUGAGGCUCGAACUCCAACUCCAACUUCGACUAUCAAUUUAUCAGGUGGAUUGGAAAUUUCCAAUAUCGAAUCAUCAGAUAUUAUCGGAACUGACAAAAGUUCUGAUUACGACGCAGAGAAUGAAAAUGAAGUAAUGGAAGUUCACGAGGUACAAAAUGUUGAAGAUCUUUUGAAAAAAGAGAGAAAAUCGAAAAAACGUGAAGAAAAAAAGAGUCCAACAAGCUCAUUUGAAGAGAGUAAAAAUUUAGUACCACCAUCAGUGAGUAUAACUCCAAUUACAAGCAGUGGAAUCGGUCAAUCAAAUUAUAGUUCCGUAUUGACGGGAAUGGGACUCGAGAGACGUCCAGGAAUUGAAAUUAUUCCAAUAACAUCAUCACCGCAAACAAAUUUACCGAGUUCAAUUACAAUCACGCCAAUAACAGGACCAACGACGAAAACAUCAAUUGACGAUAGGCGAGAACGUAAGAGUUCAAAAAACCGGUCAGGUACCGACGAUGGGAAAAGUAAGUUGGAAAAAAAGAAAAAGAGGAAACGCGAAGAAAGUCCCAUGGGACCACCAGAUAAAUAUCCACCAAAACAACCGCAGGAUCCUCUUUCAAAACCCGUGUCUGUUAGUAUUAAACCAACAGAAUCACCACCAGGAAGUCUCAGUUCUUCCCGACCAUCAUCUCCAGCUACUACAUUGAGAAAAUUUAGUCCAUCUCCCACACACACAAGCCCCCUAGCCCUCGUCGGUAAGUCCAGUCCCACAUUGAAACAAUCAUCAAGUAAACCAGUCCAAAGUCCAAAACAUUCACCAGUUUACAGUAGUCCUAAACACGUAUCAGUUAUGCCAGCGAGUGUCAGUCCAAAACAUGGCACAUCAUCUCCAAAGCAUGGAAGUUCAGGAAGCGCCGGAAAACCAAGUAUGUCAGCCUUAAAAUCCGCCGCCAGUUCACCAAGUGGCAAAAGUGAUAUUGGCACUCCCUCCAAAUGUAAAUCAUCCUCCUCAUCAUCAUCAUCCUCGUCAUCCUCCUCCUCUUCCUCAUCAUCCAGCAAAGAUUCGUCUCGCGACAAAGACCGAAAAGCCUCUCUAACAUUUGGCUCAUCAUCCGGUCAUCAAAGUCCAAAAUCAAAAUCAUCAUGCGGCAAACCAAAACAAUUGGAAUCACUCUCAGUUGAUUCCAAUCAACAAAUGCAAACAAGCAGCGGUUCCGCGUGUGGUAGCACAACACCGCCUUCAGAAUUAAGUAAAUCCGCCACUGCUCAACAACAAGCAAGAAAUCGAAAAGGAUCACUAAGUGCCGUAAUUGACAAACUCAAAAAUGCCCAACACUGCACUGACGAUGCCUCAAAUGGUAAUUCAAAAAUAUCCGUCACCUCAAGUGGAUCCUCCAGUGGAUCAAGUCAAAAAGAACGUGGACUCACAUCAAAUAAAGUCAACAUCGAAGGCAAAAGUGUCAAUAAAAAUAAUCCCUCAUUAGACUCAAAAAAUCCCGCCGAAUAUAUGGUUAAACACAGUUCCGAUGGUAUGAAAAUAACAAUUAACAAAACUCGCACUAAAGACUCAAAAACAACAUCAUCAUCGUCAUCAUCAUCUAGCUCCGGCAGUGGUUCACCAAAAACUCACACUGGUUUAAAACCCGGUGUAACAUCCGGUCCAGCUUCAAAAAAACCAACGCAAACAUCACCAAAAGUUCAUAUCUCAUCACCAUUAACUUGUACAAAUAAAAUGCUACCAAGUCAAAAAUUUCCCGGAAUGAUGAAAUCAAGUUCAACAUCAAAUUUAUCAUCAGCGACAAAAAAUACGCCACUGAAGUCUUCCUCAUCGUCUUCCAAUACUGGCUCACCGAAAACAUCGAGCUCAGGCGCAACGGAUCUAAGUCGAUCGCGUGAUAAAUCAAGAUUUCCAAAAUCCAAUGAAAAAAGUAUAUUUAGCUCAAAAAGCAGUGAUAUACGUAAAGCAAGUCCAUCAUCACUUCGCGAGGAAUGUGAUUCCGAGAGAGCGUUCAAAUUACUCGCACAUGCAUCAAUGUCAAGUCUUCAAAAUCUCCCUGGUAUACCGCCACAAUUACUUGGCGUCGAGGGUUUAAUGAAACAGCUCGAUACAAAUUUUCAAAUUCCAAAAUUAUCAGCGCGUCUCAAUUCCGAAUCGGUGCGCUCAUCAACAGCCACUGAGAAAGAACAAAAAACCGGAAUCGAUAACAAAGCUUCUUCCGAUCAGAUGACUAGGUCAUCACAAUUAGGUUCUAAUCCUCUAUCAAUGACCAGUACAAAAUCCGAUGAAUCUUUGAAUACACCGGUAAAUUUUGGAACCACUUCAACAUCAUCGAUUAUCGACACCGAUGUACCAACAAAUCUCUCAAUGCAAUCUGAAGAUCAAACAAAAUCCGAUUUAAUGAAUCGUAUUCUCAACAGUUCGGAGAAUACAAAAGAUGAUUCCGGUGUUGUGAUGGUUGUUCUACCAAAAAUCGAAUCUUCAACAAAACAGGGAUAUGGAAUUCCAAUGAAUGUGUGUGAUGGUCCCGUUGGUAGUAGUUCGGAGAGUUUGAAUCUAAGCACAAAACCAUUGGAUGCGACUAUUAAUAAGUAUACGAAAUUUGUCGAGGAAAAAGAAUCAUCAUUUCAAAUAUCGAGUGUAAUGCAAAAUGAUUCGUCAACAUCAACGAGUAAUACAAAUUCACAAGAACAAGCUGAAAUGUUAUUGGAUUUCUCGGCACCAAAAGACAGUCAUAAGGGAACAAUUUCAAAUAUCGUUUCGGAGAGAUCGUCUUUUGUGAGGAAUACACCACCGCCUCCUCCUCCACCGCCACCUCCGCCACCGCCGCCUCCACCACCUCCACCACCACCAUCAUCAACGACGUCGUCGUCAUCGUCUUCACAACAGGGACAAUUGUUACCUUUAACAUCAUCAGUACCUGGUUUAGCUGCCGUCACAAUGGCAUCAGUAUCGUCAACAUCGAAUUUUCCACCAAGUCCAUCGGAUAAAGCUGUGGAAAGGUUCAAGUGCCGAGGACAUAUAGGAAAAAAUACAGUUAAUUAUAUCGUCUUUCAAAUUAUCACUACAUUAUUUUAGAAAAAAAAGAAAACUGUCUGUUUCAUGUCGAAAAGUAAUUUUCAUUUUUUCAAUUAAAAUUUUUGUUUUCUAAAUUAAGUUAAAAAAAUUAAAUAUUUGAAAAAAAAAAUAUUGUGUAGUUAAAUUAGAUGAAAUUUCUUUUGUAUUAAAAUUCUUCGCAUGUAAAUUCUGUUGACUACGAAUUAGAAAAUGAAUAUGAACGAUGUUUCUUUUUUACGUUCAUGAUAUUUAUCAGUGCGUGUCUUAAUAAUUCUGGAACUAUUCAGCCUUAUCAUCGGGACAUCGAUCGACAAAUAUGAA
This is a messenger RNA of Leptopilina boulardi, 5726 nucleotides long. RefSeq names its product mediator of RNA polymerase II transcription subunit 1 (gene MED1). Gene Ontology annotation, biological process: regulation of transcription by RNA polymerase II. Gene Ontology annotation, cellular component: mediator complex. The record is from RefSeq and is a predicted model, not a curated record. Gene Ontology annotation, molecular function: transcription coregulator activity. Bases 237 to 5426 code for a protein of 1729 amino acids. The transcript is spliced from 9 exons. Lineage: Eukaryota; Metazoa; Arthropoda; Insecta; Hymenoptera; Figitidae.